Messenger RNA from Brassica oleracea var. oleracea, 915 nucleotides. RefSeq names its product psbP domain-containing protein 2, chloroplastic-like. Gene Ontology annotation, biological process: photosynthesis. NCBI's taxonomy places the organism in Eukaryota, Viridiplantae, Streptophyta, Magnoliopsida, Brassicales, Brassicaceae. The record is from RefSeq and is a predicted model, not a curated record. Gene Ontology annotation, cellular component: photosystem II oxygen evolving complex; photosystem II; extrinsic component of membrane. Gene Ontology annotation, molecular function: calcium ion binding.
UUUUAGGUUUUCCUCUUAAAAUCUUUGGGACUAACGGCAAUAUGUGAUAAGGAGUGAGGAGAGAGAAAGCAAAAAUGUGGUCGUCAAGCUUCUUAGCUUCCUCUCACAAUUUCUCUCCUCCUCCCAAGCUUUCUCUAUUGUCAUCAUCUUCUUUUUCUUCCUCUUCUCGUCAUAAAAAAACAACCUUCCUCUGUUUUUCUCAAAAUCAUUCGUCCACUGUUGGCAUCAGUUUCAGCAAGAGACACUUGAAUCUCUCGAUUCUCACCCUCUUGUUCAAUGGUGGGUUUUUGUUGGAUAAGGCUAAAUCCAUGGCAGAAUCGGAAGAUCUUCAAAGAUACACCGAUUCCAAAGAUGGCUUCACUCUUCUCGUACCCUAUUCUUGGACUAAGGUGGAGAAAGCAGGGGCCAAUGUUCUGUUUGAAGAACCAGAGAAACGAAGCAACAAUAUAGGAGUUGUGGUUAGUCCUGUCCGAAUAAAGAGUCUUGAAGACUUUGGUACUCCUCAAUUUGUAGCUGAUAAGCUCAUCAACGCAGAGAAGCGAAAGGAAAGCACAAACGAAGCAGAAGUUGUAUCCGUAGGGGAGAGAUUAGGACAAGGACAGGUGUACGAAUUUGAAUACAAAAUUGAUAGCACGAGAGGAGGAAUCAAAAGGGUUUUCUCGGCUGCGUUUGUGAGCUCUAAGAAGCUUUAUAUACUAAACGUUGUUCAUUCAGAGAGUCCAGAGAAUCCAUUGGCUUCAAGCACGAGAGUGUUGUUGGAACAAGUUCUUCACUCCUUUGAUGCUCUGCCUCUCACAUAAACCCACCAUCCAAAUAAUAAAUCUUUCUUGUAGAGCCCAUUUGGUAUUUCUGGGCUUAUUCUUGAGUUUUAAGGCUUCUAGCAAUCUAUUAACCCCAAUAACUUUGAGGUUUCUU